Molecule: messenger RNA, 1925 nt
Organism: Leptonychotes weddellii (Weddell seal)
Lineage: Eukaryota; Metazoa; Chordata; Mammalia; Carnivora; Phocidae
Source: RefSeq, a predicted model, not a curated record
AUCGCUGUGACUAUGUCUUUGUCAAUGGCAAAGAGAUGAAGGGCAAGGUGAAUGCGGUGGUGAACUUCACCUACCAGCACCUGAGUGCCUCCCUGCACAUCACCGUGUGGGUGCCCCGACUACCCCUGCAGAUUGAGGUCUCUGAUACAGAACUGAGCCAGAUCAAAGGCUGGAGGGUCCCCAUUGUGGCCAGUAAGAGGCCCACGCGAGAGAGCGAGGAUGAAGACGAGGAGGAGCGGCGGGGCCGUGGCUGCUCCCUGCAGUAUCAGCACGCCACUGUGCGCGUCCUCACCCAGUUCGUGGCCGAGGGCGCUGGCCCGUGGGGCCAGCUGAGCCACCUGCUCGGUCCUGAUUGGCAGGUCGACAUCACCCACCUGGUUGCAGGCUUCAUGAAGCUGGAGGAACCUCACGUGGCCACCCUCCAGGACAGCAGGGUCCUGGUCGGGCGGGAGGUCGGGAUGACCACCAUCCAGGUGCUGUCCCCGCUGUCCGACUCCAUCCUGGCAGAGAAGACGGUAACUGUGUUAGAUGAGAAAGUAUCAGUGACGGACUUGGCCAUCCAGCUCGUGGCUGGGCUGUCGGUCACCCUCCACCCCAGCACAGAGAACAGCAAGGCCAUCACCGCUGUGGCCACAGCUGAGGAGCUGCUGCGGACCCCCAAACAGGAAGCCGUGCUCAGCACUUGGCUCCUGCUCAGCGACGGCUCCGUGACGCCGCUGGACAUCUACGACACCGGGGACUUCACCCUGACCGCCACCUCCCUGGACGAGACCGUCGUGUCCAUCCCCCAGGCCCGCUCUCCCAGGUGGCCGGUGGUGACGGCCGAAGGCGAGGGCCAGGGGCCCCUGCUGCGGGUGGACAUGACCAUCGCGGAGGCCUGCCAAAAGUCCAAACGCAAGAGCGUCCUGGCCGUGGGCGUGGGCAGCGUCAGGGUCAAGUUUGGCCAGAAUGACGCUGACUCCAGCCCCGGCGGCGGCGGGGACAGCGACGAGGGCGAGAUCAAGAACCACGCCAGCGACCGCCGGCAGAAGGGCCAGGAGCCCGAGGGGCCCGUCCACGGCAGCUCCUCCGUGGAGCUCGAGGAAGGGGCCCUCCAGAGAGGCGGCACCACGGCCAGGCCGCUGCUGGACAACAGGGUGGUGAAGAGCAGCCGGCCGGACGCGGGCAGGCCGUCCGGGGAGGGCCAGCUGCAGAACAUCCCCCUGGACUUCGCCAACUUCCCGGCCCGGGUGGACCUGCCCCGGGCGGGGGGCGGGCUGGGGGCCAGCGACCUGGUGCAGACGCCCCGCGGCCUGAGCGACCUGGAGAUCGGCAUGUACGCCCUGCUGGGCGUCUUCUGCUUGGCCAUCCUCGUCUUCCUCAUCAACUGCGCCACCUUUGCCCUCAAGUACCGACACAAGCAGGUGUCGCUGGCAGGCCAGGCCUCCGUGACCCACUCGCACGACUGGGUGUGGCUGGGCAACGAAGCCGAGCUCCCAGAGCCCGUGGUGGAGGGGUUUCCGCCGCGGGGCGAGCACACGACCGUCCUGGGCCACGCGCCGGGCGGCAGCGAGGAGAGCAGUCGUCUGCUGGUCAACGGUGGCGCCCAGCAGCACGUGCAAGGCCAGGUGCACCGGCCGGACUCGGCGGCCGGGCCGGCCAGGGACCCGAAGCUCGAGCCCCUGCACUCGCCCACCUCCAAAAGGAAGAAGGUGAAGUUCACCACCUUCACCACCAUCCCGCCGGACGACGGCUGCCCCACCGUGAACUCCAUCCUGGGCGGCGGCGGCGAGGACAUCAAGUGGGUGUGCCAGGACGUGGCCGCGGGCGCCCCCGAGGAGCUCAGAAACUACCUGGAGAAAUUCAAGGGCCAGGCGUAGGCCCCUGUGGUGCGGGGCGCCGCGCUCGUUUCCAGAGUGGGUCUGGCCCGGGCGUCGGGGGCGCCU